AUGGCCAGAAAAAAGUCGUCCAAGAACUCAAAGGCUGCCGGAAACCAGGCUGUCGCUGCUACAGAUACUCCCGCCACUACCCCCACCACUCUGGAUACAGCACAGAACCUGAUUAAACCCGCACCAGCAGAGGUCUCACGGAUAGACCCUCCAGAAGUCCCACGGACACCCUCACAACAAGAGCAGCAGGAGCAGGAGCAAGAACCAGGAGCAGAUAUUCUCCCUGUUGAACGGGCAUCUCCACGGCAGUAUGAGGACGACAACGAUGACGAAGACCACGAUCAUCACCCAGAACGAGCUCGUCUGAUCCGAACCUAUUCAAGCGAUAGUGGCACAUAUAGCGACGGAGGACCACGCACAAGAUCCAAUCAGCGUGAGGCUGGUGUGCCAGAAUCUAGCCAACCUACAACAUGGUGGGAGUGGGCGAUGAGGAACGGCCUGCAUCCCAGGACAUGGAACAGGCAGACGUAUAUCAAGGCUGGCCUCUUGGUCACCCUGUUAACACUUAUUAUCCUUUCGUUCACGGUGUUCAGGAUCCAAGAUCAUAUCAAGGACAUUCUUAGGUACAUUGACAAGCAUAAGAGAAUUGGCGCUGUCCUCUUUAUUGUGUCAUACACCGUUGCAUGUACGCUCUUCUUGCCUGGAUCGCUCUUCACCAUUGGCGCAGGAUUCUUGUUCAAACCGUUCCCGUUGGCGCUGUUAAUUGUCUUGCUGGGAGACGUGUUUGCUGCUGUUGGUUCAUUCAUCUUUGGUCGCUAUGUCUUCUAUGACUGGGUCAAGGGCAUGAUGUCCAAACAUCCAAAGUUCAAUGCGCUGGAUCAGGUCAUUCAGGAUGAUGGAUGGAAGAUUGUGGUCAUGUUGCGGUUGACUCCUAUCCCCUUCAACCUGAUCACGUACUUUUUCUCCGUCACGUCGAUCCGACUCUGGACCGUUGUUUGGGCAACUUGCAUUGGCGUCUUCCCAGGAUCGUGCAUUGGAAUCUGGAUCGGGUCGUUGCUGAAGGGUCUGUCUGGCAUCGAUAACCCUGAACUGGAGACCAAGAACGUGGUCAUCUUGGUGAUGAACGGAGUCUUUAUUUCCUGCUGUAUCUUGACAUUGUCGCUCUUUGGCAAAAAAUCUCUCCGCAAGGCCAUGAAGCGAUUGGACCAACAUCAGGCAUUGACAAACCUUCGGGAGGUGGAGGUUGUGAUUGAAGGUGUCGCGACUGUGAUCCGUGAGCUUGAGGACAAUGCAAGCAUCCCGCCUUCGCUUCGGAGCACUAUGGUUGACCAGCUUGCUGCAGAGGAAGGAGACCAGGAUUACUAUUUUAGGACUGAUCUGGAAGCUGCCCAUCAGCGUCAAUUGAGUACGGGCCAAGAUGGGGAAGGGGAGGGCAGCAGCGCCACGUCGUCUACUCUUGCCGUCCCCAAUCACCCCCACCACCUUCACAACAAGGCGCCUGGUACUGCUGGUCCCGCUUUGGCGUCUUCGGGCUUUACUAGAGGCGAGAAGAUUACGUUUGUUGUGAUUGCCGUUGUUGCAGUUGUUAAUGUCUGUGUCUGUGUGCCCCUCUACUACCACUUUGCCAACCAAGAAGAGUAA
This is a messenger RNA of Linnemannia hyalina, 1581 nucleotides long. Lineage: Eukaryota; Fungi; Mortierellomycota; Mortierellomycetes; Mortierellales; Mortierellaceae. The record is from the annotation of a GenBank genome assembly.